AUGCACGCCUACGAAUCCGGUUGGUCUAUGGCGCCGUUAUUUGGCAGCGAACCUAUUGCACGGGUAAUGGAGGAACACUUUGUUUCAUCCUAUACAAUCACGCCGCCCCCUAGUCCCCCUAACACCGAAUCAAUGAACCUCAUGGCAGCAAUCCUCGAGUACUUGGACAAGGGUACUCUUGAUGUCCCAUCACCUUACUGGGACAUAUGCUACGAACACGAAUCCUUCUCCGAAGGUGUCGCCUUACCGCCUCUCUUCGCAUUCUCAAAACCUGUACGAUCGCCAUGGCCUGCUCCUAUACUGGCGUCGGGACUGUUCCGUGAUGCCGCCGAGGAUACAUCGUCUCAGCAGUCGACGCCUUCAAUGACAUCAAGUCCGCUCGCCCCUACAAUUGACGCGAUCGAAGAAUACGCGAGCUACGAUCCCAGUGGCGCGACACUGGAGCUGCAUGAGACUGGCAGCGAGACCGGCGCCGAUGCCCUAGCAUUGGACGAUCCGGCGCGUGCGCCAUCUCCUCAAGCCGACUCGGAGCUCAGCAGCAUCGACUCAUCAGACUCGGAAGAAGAAAUCCCGCUCGCGGUGUACUAUGCACGAGCUGCUCAUCCGAAGACGAGCACAAAUCUGAAAAGACGCCGCUCAACAACUCCGGACGAGGAUGACGAGGAUGUUCACGCGCAGGCUUGUCGACCUUCCACGUCCCAGAGAGGCACGAAGAGACGAAGGGUCACCGUAGACGAAGACGAGGACUAUGUGCCAUCCUCACAUAGGACCUCAGCCGCCCGAGUAUCCAACGGGAGUCAGAUAGGGAAGGAGCGAUCGGGUGGGCUGCAUAAAUGCAGCUUCUGUCCGAAGACCUUCAAGCGGAAGAGUGAUCGUGUGCGACACGAAUGCACGCAUACAGGCCAACGCGUCGUGUGCAUGCAUUGUAGAGGUAUUCUCUCGCGCCACGACGCAGGACUACGCCACCACAACGCACGGCACCCGAGGGAGGAUCCGUGGCUCGAGCUCGUCAACGCCGGGGAAGGAACCUCCGAGUCUUCUUCAACGUUCGAGGAACCAAUCGGUAGUCCGACGGUUGAGCUUCCGGAUCCUGCUAUGGACGUAGCAUGGUAUCCCUCUCAUCCGAGUACACGGGCAUCAUCAUAUCUUUCCGAAUUCUCGCCAGUACACUGUUGA
Molecule: messenger RNA, 1176 nt
Organism: Rhodofomes roseus
Lineage: Eukaryota; Fungi; Basidiomycota; Agaricomycetes; Polyporales; Fomitopsidaceae
Exons: 2
Coding region: 1-1176 (391 amino acids)
Source: RefSeq, a predicted model, not a curated record